Molecule: messenger RNA, 534 nt
Organism: Phytophthora nicotianae INRA-310
Lineage: Eukaryota; Oomycota; Peronosporomycetes; Peronosporales; Peronosporaceae
Exons: 2
Coding region: 1-534 (177 amino acids)
Biological process (GO): pectin catabolic process
Molecular function (GO): glucosidase activity
Source: RefSeq, a predicted model, not a curated record
AUGCAGGCAUCGACAUCGAUAUUUUGUCGCUGGGCAAUGAAAUCACGCACGGAUUUCUCUGGCCAAUGGGCAAGGUCAUUGAUGGAGAUUACAGCAAUUUUGCAGUGCUCUGGAAGGCGUUCCGUGGGGGGCAUGACGGAUGCUGUUGCCACCGGCGUCAAGAAACCGGAAAUCAUGAUCCACGUGGACAACGGGUGGAACCACACGACUUAUUUCAACGAUCGCUUUGCAACUGGAACGGUGACCCCCGACGACGUCGAUGUUCUCGGGUUCUCGUUCUACCCGUUUUAUAGCGUAAAAGCUGCGAUUGAAGCACUCAACUUGUCGUUAACGCAGUUUGCAAAGGACUACAACAAACCACUCUUUGUUGUGGAGACAGACUGGCCCGUGGCAUGUGAGAAUGUCACUCUGAGUGAGAACUUCACGGUCAGUCCUGCGGGGCAAACGCAGUGGGUGACUGCUGGCACGAACGUGUUGGAAGGUCUUCCACAUAACUUGGGCGCAGUGGACGCACGCAAUGGAUCCUUUAAGUGA